UAUCUGUCAAGUUGUGAAGUGUCUAACGAAAGUUGCAGUCUAAACAAAACAAGUUGAAAUUUUAAUAAAAUUCGCAAUGGAUUCUCGUUUAUAUGAAACUAAAUUGGCGAACCAUAAAAUAUUUCAUGAAAUAAAAGACGGUCUAAAAGAGAUUCCCAAUGGAAUGUUGUGUAAUUUAUUAGAAUUAAAGGACGAUGUGUUAUACGCUUGGAAUGCUGCGAAAAAUUGUUUAUUAUGUGUGAAUCUGAAGCAAUUGGAGGAACACGGAGACGAAACACAAUACCAGAAACUCCAUCUUCUAACGCCACCAGCCUUCUCCGUAGAGCGCAUCAUCAGCAGUACCUGUGGAAGUAGAUUAUGCGUGUGGGGAUCACGAGGUGUCACCGUCCUGGAGCUACCCUCGCGAUGGGGCCGCGCUGGGCUCUUCGACUCGGGUAGUCAGACUGUCCUAUGCAAAAGUCACACCCUGGAUGAGAGGUUCCUGUACUCGCAGAGUGAAGUGCGCCGCGUACACUGGCAUCCCAGCUCGCUGUCACAUCUACUGGUGCUGGUGUCUGAUAAUACUAUCAGACUAUACAACAUAGCUCUCAAAAACGGCCCGAAACUGGUGAAGAUCUUCACGAUCGGUGCCAAACCUUCGAGUCUACUGGCCGGGAAGACCAUCCUGGACAGUCUUGGAGACACCGCGGUGGACUUCACACCGACGCCCGAUACAGACGCACUCCUCAUCUUGAGGGGAAAUGGCGAUGUUUAUAUGAUGGAAUUUGAUUUGGAAGGCAAAAGUCCACUGCAGGCGAAACUGUCCGGUCCGCUGGCGAUGUACCCACCGGCUGAUGAUAACUACGGCUCCGAGUCUUGCUCCAUAACAGCCCUCGGUGGUGGUGACUCCCCUCCGCUGGUCGUGGUGGCGACUUGCUCCGCCGCGUUGUACCAUUGUCUGCUCUUACCCAAUCCAUCAGACAAAGAGAACGGCGAUAGCCACGCACUGUACGUAGUGGAAGCUGUGGAGCUGAACAUCGUGCUGAACCCUGAUGACGUCAAUAUGCAGCAUUCCUAUCCAGUGCACCUGUACCCAUGCACGAAUAAUACAUAUGCGUGUAUGCACGCAGGCGGCGUGCAUACGGUCACGCUGCCGCUGCUUGCCCACUUGAGGGAUUACGCAUUGGCCUCAGAAGAGGACUCGGAGACGGUGCUGUCAGCGAUAUGCUCGAAGUCGAGCGUGGCGCGCCACCUGGUGUGCACGAGCGGUCCCAGCGGUCCCAGUGAUCCCAGUGAUCCCAACGGUCCCGGCGGUCUCAGCGCUGCUGACGGCCGCUUCCGUCCGCCGGUGGCGCUAGCUCUGUCGGCGCCGCCGCUGCCCGCGCUACUCAUACUGUGCGAGGAUGGGACAUUACUCACCAGAACACUAGAACCGUACGACUUGGAGGAACAGCUGUACAAAGAAAUGCAAUUGAAAAAUCCGGCGCUGGACCAAGAUGACAUCAGCGUUAUACUGAAAGAGCGCCAGAAGGUGUCGUUCACGGCGAUCAUACAGGAGAUCCUGGCGCGGCAGGUGUCGCAGCCGCUGCUGCACGCCGCCGCAUCACACGAGCCCAGCCCGCAAGAGACCCUGCAGGUGAUACAGCCUUAUUAUUCCUUUACCAGCUUUUUGACCGCCAUAAGCUUUGGCUGCGCUUACAGCGCUGAGACUGAGCAGCACGCCACGUGGCUCGCUGAUCUACAGGUAGAGGUGAAUGACACCCAACUGCAGUCGAGCGUGCUGAGAGAGAAGUGCGUACUAGCUGAGAAACACCAAGACGACAUUAAAUACAGGUGUUCAGCAGUCAUCCGCCGCCUCCGAGCUGGCUGCGGACCGUCGGCUGCUGAGCGUGCCCUGAUAAGAGAACUGGAGGUGCACCGCGCCCGUGGCGACCAGCUCGCAGACCAGCUGCGGCUGCUGCAACAUCACGCACAGCACAAGAGCCACGAGUUAAAGCAGUGGCAAGAAGACUACAAAAAGAAAGACAUAGCUCUCGGGAAAUCGCACAGCGACACAAUAUCGUCCAUAUUACAGCAACAGACCAGCCAAAUUUCCACACUCAUCGAGGAGACCAAACUGCUUAAAGAUCAACUCAGUAUUAUAUAAUACUUUGAUUUUUCAUUUACCUAUUUGUUAAUUAUUUAAAUAUUAAUUUUGAAUUUACUCACAAAAUUUACUGUACAAAAGAGUUUGCCUUAAAAUUAUUCAAAUAGUAAAAUAUCUUAUAUCUCGUAAAUUUUUAAUACUACAUGUGUUUUUUUUUCUGUUCUUAGUGUUUAGUAAACAAUGUUGGUGUAUCUUUUAGUUCAUAUAUCAUUUUUUAUACAACUUAGAAUGGCAAACAAGCUGACGGUCCACCUGAUGGAAAGUGGUAACCGCCUAUAGACAUGAGCAGUACCGUGAACAUAACAGAGUAUACUGAUUCGCCCAUGAUACCACCCCAUGCGUUGCCAUUCCUCAGGGCUCAAGUGUGAUUCCUCUGUACCGUGUAAAUUCACUGCCAUAUCCCACCCUUCAAAGUGAAACACAGCCAUGUAAACACAACUGCAUCACGGUUGAAACACGAAUGGGACAGAGGUGCCCGAGCAAUCGACUUUUGUACAAAGUCUCCCUCUGAUAAAAGUCAAUCAAUCAAUUAUUUUAAUUCACAAAUAGCUAAAUUAAAAAAGGUUUUUGUUUAAUUUAUUACUUUUACUAUUUUUUUUAAUUUUUAUAUUACUAAUUAUAUUAAAAAGACAUACUAAAAUUGUUUACUAAAUGUAUGUAAUUGUAAAUAUUUUCAUACUUUGAAUGUAUUAUGAAAAGAAAAACCUUGAGAAAUAAAUCCUCCCUGAUUAUCUGCGUGAUUACUGAUUAAAAAUUUUAAUCAAAUUGUAUGAACAUUCUUAAAUUCAAAUUUUGUU
Messenger RNA from Galleria mellonella (greater wax moth), 2922 nucleotides. RefSeq names its product nucleoporin 88 (gene mbo). The transcript is spliced from 15 exons. Gene Ontology annotation, molecular function: protein binding; structural constituent of nuclear pore. The record is from RefSeq and is a predicted model, not a curated record. Gene Ontology annotation, cellular component: nuclear pore. The coding region runs from base 77 to 2125 and encodes 682 amino acids. Gene Ontology annotation, biological process: ribosomal large subunit export from nucleus; ribosomal small subunit export from nucleus; mRNA export from nucleus. Lineage: Eukaryota; Metazoa; Arthropoda; Insecta; Lepidoptera; Pyralidae.